Molecule: messenger RNA, 715 nt
Organism: Micropterus dolomieu (smallmouth bass)
Lineage: Eukaryota; Metazoa; Chordata; Actinopteri; Centrarchiformes; Centrarchidae
Product: methyltransferase-like protein 27
Exons: 6
Coding region: 182-715 (177 amino acids)
Source: RefSeq, a predicted model, not a curated record
UAACAGUACUCUAAACAGUAAGUACGUUACACAACGUCAUUGGACAGUUUUCCUCUGACGGCGUCAACCAGACAUCUUCGUACUCGCCUGAGGAGUCUUUAAAUUCCACACAGUCUUCUUCGCUGAGCUCCGGCCGACUGCUCCGACACCUCCAGAAAAUAAGCAGGUCCGAAGCCUCAUCAUGGCCGACUCCUGCAGAACUGCGGACGAUGCGAGGGUCGCAUUUCAGUCCUGUAAAAGUCCUGAUCCAGAACAUCGUGUUCAGUUCUACGACACCUGGACAGAAAACUAUGAUAAGGAUCACUCCCUGAUGAGCUACAGAGCCCCGUACCUGGCCGUAGACGCCCUGUCUGAAAACUUCUCUGGGAGUCCCGGAGAAGCUUUGGUCCUGGACGUCGCCUGCGGGUCUGGAUGGGUCGCUAAAGUGAUGGUUGAACUGGGCUUCAGGCACUUUGUUGGCGUGGACGGCAGCAAUGGCAUGCUGGAACUAGCUGCUAAGACCGGCCUCUAUCAGGACCUCAGACUGGCCUUACUGGGACCACAGCCGCUGCCUGCACAGACCGGUGUGUUUGAUGUGGUGAUCAUCGUCGGUGCUCUGGAUGCUGGUUUCGUACCGGUCAGUGUCGUCAGGGAGCUCUGCCACGCCGCCAAACCAGGUAGCUGCAGUCGCCAUGGGAACAUCGUUAUGGUCAUUACCUGGAAAACUCUGCUCUGA